UAAGACUCGCACUUCGCAUUCAGUUGGUUGUGGUGCCGACUCAAAACUCUGUCGACAGUGAACGCGAGUGCAACAAUAACGGACGCAGAUGCCGCAAAACUAGCUCGGUCCUAAAGUGUAUAGCCCCAGUCGGUAUUGUGUGCCAAUAAUAGCCGCAACGGAACACAAAGACAGCUCGUUUCAAUAAAUCAAAGUUUAGUGUUUCGCAUUGCGACGCGUGCCGCUGCUGCAACUGCAACCGAUUUCUGCCCCACAAUUGUCACCGGGUUGUAUUGUUGCAUAAGGAUAGUGCUGUCCGAAAUGGCCUGUCGCCCCCAUCUGCCCUAUGUGCUGGCCACUGUGGCCCUUCUACUGGCAACUGGUCUGAUUCUAUAUGGCAUUUUCAUGGAGCGGCCCCGUGAGCCGAACAAUCAAUUGAAAUUCGAAAAAAUUGCAAAACCUAAAGAGAAUUUCUUCAGCGAUGAAGCAGAGGCUGUGUUGCCCAUUGAUGGGGAAUUGCCCGGUUCCGCUGCUGGCGACUUGCAAGAUUUAGUUCCCAAAGUAUUAUUUUUGAUUGGUACCACAACAACGACCACAACAACAAUGUCGCCAUCAGCAGUAACCACCGUAAAAUCUUCUUCCGGGUCACCGUUCGAUCUAAGCAAAAUGAAAAUAGGGCAUCCUACGAUCACAACUGAGGUUUGAUUUCAAUAAAUUUGCAAAACCGUACAAUAUUUAUGCAAUCUGUUAUAUUGUUGCUAUUAUUGUUGCUGCCAUUGUAACAGCAACUUUCUACAUUGCUGCAUGGUGCAGCGAAUUCGCCAAGCUGAAAUUGGCGAUCUGCCGGACUGCAGUUAUUUUCGUAUUUAUUUUCAUUUUUCGAGCGUAUCGUGAAAGCGCCAAAAUGUUGUUGCUUUUGUCUUUGCGAUUACAUAAUAUUUACGCUUUAUAAAUGGCAUCAUUUGAUUGAGUUCCUGUGUGCAUUUUACGAUGAGUUAAUCAAUUAUAUUAUCUGUUGUAUCUAAAAAUAAAAGAGUUGAAAGCGUUAAAAUGCAGUAAAGGCUUGGUGAUAACUCACAAGUUAUUUACAUAAGUUUAUUUCUUGGCUUAACUUAAUAUAUCUAACAAGGCAGUUAUCAAACAUAGUGCUCUUGGGUCAUUUUCAAUUUAGUUGUGUAUGCACAAAUGUCGAUAAAAGCUAUUUAAAUAUGCAUUAAAGAUUUAAUGCUGACCCACUUCUGAUGCGCUUGAACUUAAGCGGCAAAUGUGCGCAUUUUAAUUCAUAUCAUAUCACAAUAUCAACAAUGCAGGCAAUACGAAAAACAAUUAUAAACAUUAGGUAUUAUGGCCACACAAUCAAAUUAAGCCAAAGCCAAGCCAAAUCAAUUUAAAUAAAGCGUAACCGAAAUUGUCUUAUGACCGACCGGCUACACCCACAUUUGCAUAAUGUUGUACCACAGAUACUGAUGCAUGCCAAAGACUUAAAGAGACCCACGCACCUAGCGGGUCAAGUAUUUACAUACACACACACAAAGACAACAAAAAAAGAAAUUAGCAUAAAAUGGUUUACUCGUAAAAUGUGAACUUGAAACUAUGUGAAUAUUUUUGUAUUUGGUCCAACUGUGUCAUGAUUCACUUCAAGAUACAGAUACAUUUCAGCUGGGGACACACGCCGGCUAAUGUGACAGCUGACAGACAGCGCACAAUAUGUAUCAAGACUUACAUAUGUACAUAUGUAUAUAUAUUGUAUAUACCUAUACCUAACUAUUAAGCGUUGGCUGCACGUGACUGUUGUUGCCAUUGUUGUUGCCACUUAACUGUUUUUGGACUGUUGCCGCCUCUAACGAAGUUGUUGGUUUUUUUUAUUAUUUAAUUUUUUGUUUCUUUUGAUAUUAUGCAAAUGGCAUUUCAAUUAAACGAAAUUUGCUUGUCCGCAAGGUUGCCCGUUAACAUCAUUAAAAGUGGGCAGCCUGAGCAGAAAACAAAAACACAGAGAAAAAUUGUCAACAUUAAUGCAACAGACCAGUAAACAGUGAACUUGAAAGCAUCGUUUGCACAAGGCGCGGUGGCUUGUUUGCAAAUUGCUGUUAAUUCAAUUUAAAAUACAAGCGACCUUUGUAA
Molecule: messenger RNA, 2100 nt
Organism: Drosophila grimshawi
Lineage: Eukaryota; Metazoa; Arthropoda; Insecta; Diptera; Drosophilidae
Exons: 1
Coding region: 301-684 (127 amino acids)
Source: RefSeq, a predicted model, not a curated record